Messenger RNA from Dermochelys coriacea (leatherback sea turtle), 3869 nucleotides. It is a transcript of the gene LRRIQ3, whose product is annotated as leucine rich repeats and IQ motif containing 3. Gene Ontology annotation, molecular function: protein binding. The record is from RefSeq and is a predicted model, not a curated record. Lineage: Eukaryota; Metazoa; Chordata; Testudines; Dermochelyidae. The coding region runs from base 1460 to 3391 and encodes 643 amino acids. The transcript is spliced from 9 exons.
CCAGUGGGAGCUGUGAUCGGCCAAACCUGCGGAUGCUGCAGGUAAACAAACCAUCCCGGCCUGCCAGCGGAUUUUCCUGACAGGCCGCAUGGCAAAGAUUGCCGAUCCCUAUCAUAAACUCUCAUUUAUUCAAACCUUGUGUCCUUCACAUACACCUCUGCCACAUGUAUUUCACCUAAUUGUGUAUAAUGAAUAAAGGUUGAGAGUAGAGUGAUGUCUGUUGUAACUAGUACGCAUUAUAUUCUAUAGAAGCAUAGUUUUCACAGUGUGAUUAAAAAUAUAUGAUAAUUUACAAGGAAUUUAGGAAACUGCUGACGAUAUAAAACUCAUGAAAGGUUUACUGACAAUAAUAUGAUUUCUGUUCAACUGAAAUCUUUGAAUGUAUAAUUAGAUCCCUAAUAUUGGAGUUAAAUAUUGCUAUACUUAUUUUUUUAUUUUUAAUAUUGUGGCAUUAAUUUAAUUUGAUAAUUCAUACAUUUGUAUGCAUUCCUUAUGUUACAAUAAUCAAAGUCCAAAAAUAUUGCUGAAUCCAGCUGUUCUUUGAAGUUAUGUUUUUAAAAAAAAGAUAAUUUAAACUAAAGGGACAUUCCUACCUGUAUCAAUAAAACCACAUCAAAUUGUGCCAGAUUCCAGCAAAUGUCAUACAGUAUAUAGUGUUGGAUUGUCUCACUAUUUGAAAAGAAAACCGUCAUAGCUAAUGCAGCAAGUGAUAUUGAUGAUUCAUUAAGAAACAGGGACAUUUGUUCUGCUCUAGGUGCGCUCUUUUGGAUAAGAUGUAAACCAGAGUUGUUCACCAUUUGUGGUUAUUAAAGAAUUCAAAGCAGUUUUUUUGUAAGAGCAGGACUGUUAGCACUAGUGUUCUAACUAGAUUGUAACUCAGGAAGUUGCAUUCUGCCUACAAAUUUCUCCAUGCAGUUUCAAUGGCUAAUGUUAUUCUUUGCUUUUUCCUGUCUAAUUUAUUGAGUUGUGUUGCUGUGCAUUCUUAAACAUUGCCUCACUUCAAAGGUGGCUGCAUUUUAGCAGCUGUAUGAAUUCAUCCCCACAACCUGUACUCAUGUUAACAGGGAGGAUCAACUAAUAAACAGCUCAAUACAUGUAUGUAUGUACCUUCAUUGACCGCUUGAUUGAGUGAAUACAAAAUAUAAAGGGUUGCAUAAUCAAGCCUACAGUUUGCAAAGCACUUUUUGGGUUCCUUUGGAAUAAAAUGUGCUAUAUACUAAUAACAUGCACUUACACUUUUUCAGUCACUUUUAUGUUUUAAAAUUAAUCCCAUUAGAGGUUUUUCCCCCCGAGGAUGUAUAAUGUUUUACAGAGCAAGCAGUGUUGUAACAGACAGUUGGAUAUUUAUUUGGGGUAUUUGAAGUUUUUCUUUUGAAAGUUGAAUAAAUGCAACCUACUGUGUAGUCCUUCUUCUUUUCUUAGAUCUCUUGUGGAUGAACCACAAAGCAGAUAACCAGCCAUGGAGGAAUUAACGGAACACCUUGUUUCUACUUCUGAAAAUUUAUUACUCAAAUAUGGACAAACUACCAGUCAAGCCCACAUAAAGAAGCUGAAAGAUCUUGCUAUAGUUCAUUUAAAUGGGCUAUAUUUAAAGAAUGUGAGACAUUUGCAAUACUGUGUUUUGCUUAAAGUAUGCAUCCUGUCUAAUAAUUAUAUUAAAAAUAUAGAGGCACUUGAAUGUUGUACUCAUUUAGUUAAGCUGGAUCUCCAUGGAAAUCAGAUACAGCAUCUUCCUGGCCCAACGUUUUGGGAAGGCAUGAAGGAAUUAAAUUUACUCUAUCUUCAUGACAAUGGAAUUGGAAAACUGGAUAAUGUUCAUUCGUUAUCGUUCUGUCCUAAUCUGAUAGGCCUCACCUUGUUUGAUACUCCACUGAGCCUAAGAAUAGCAUAUAGGCAUAUUGUUGUUAACAGCAUUCUCUCACUCAAAGCACUGGAUUACUAUGUAAUUUCUGACGAGGAAAUUGUUGAAAACUGGAAGCUUUCCCCCAAAUAUAAACCAUUUAGCCCUAGCUUUUUCCUUGAUUUUUGCCAUGCUCCUAAAAAGGAAGCAACUGUUGAGGAGGAUAUAAAUGUGGUAAAAGAUAUCAUUUCAAAAAUCAAUCACAUUCUAGCUCAUCACUCACCAGUUGUGAUUGUUCAAAGAUGGAUAAGGGGAUAUUUAACGAGAAAAAGAUUUGGCAAAAUUCCUUGGGAUGAAGUUCUUCUGCAGAGAUAUUAUAUCAGAGAUGAAGCAAAACAAAUUUACAGUCAAAGCACAUUUCCAGUAUGUGAUAGUAAAAGCUUUAUAUAUCACAUCAUUAAACCAGAACAGAAUACUGAGGACAAAAAGCUUACAUCUGGGAAACAAGUCUUCUAUAUGAAUAAUUUUAGAAAGCUUCCUGUUUUAUGUCUGAGAAGAAAAAAACAACCAGUUUUCUCCAUUUCACCCACAUUGAGAAAAAAAGAAAAAAAGAAUAAACUAGGGGAACAUAGAAUUCCACAGAGGAAGGGUUUCUUGGAUGUGGAGAAACCUAAUAUGGAGGAGCAGGUAGAAACUAAAUUUAGGCUUUCAGUUUGUAAAGCUGCUUUUCAUUCAGUGAAGGAGAAGCUGAUGAUAUUUCAAAAGAAAGAGGAAGAAAUUUGGCAUGCUGUAUACCCGUUUCAUUCUCUUGUUCAUCCUGCUCCACAGCUGAAAGCUGUGAAUCACCCAGUAAGCAUAGAGAAGAGGAUUUUUGCUAGAAUGUAUGGAUCUGUAAGACUUGGACCAUUUUAUGUUAUUGAUAAAGCCUACAGGGAGAGAAAGAGAUGUGAGAUCCAAACUAAAAAGAUAUGUGGGGUUAUGCAGAUGCAAAUUGCCAAAGGUGAAACUGACUACUGUACUAAGGGUUUUCUUGAGGAGAAAAAGAAUGGUAUUCAGAAAAGAUGCAAAGAAGAAGAAAUUAGAAUUCAAGAAGCUUUACAACAACAUCAAUUGAGACGAUCAGGAUUUAUUGAAAAAGUAAGGCAAAGGCAUGCUCAGUUUUUAGAAACCAAGAACCAAAAAGCAUCAGAGUAUUCAUUAAUUCAAGACUUCAGCAUUCAGCAUGCUUCUUUUACACAGAGUUUGUUUAGACUUGACAGAUUGAGGAAAAGUGAGGAAACCCUAAAGAAAAGAAAGAGCAUUGUUAAGGAAAACAAAGAAGAUAUGGAAAAAUGGAAGGAGCUGAUUAAAAAUGUUCAGGAGCAGAGGAAGUUGAUGUUACAAAAAGAAAACUUAGCAGAAAACGUGAUUCUGGGUUCCAUUGUUUCUCAAAAGACUAGUGAGAGAUUACAGCAAGCCAAGGCAAAAGUUGCAGCUGUAAAGGAUCAGCAAGCCAAUACGAAAAUUAUGAUCAGGCUGCCAUUGAGCUGCAGUGCAAUAAAACAUGUAUAAUAAACUCCAAUGUUUAAGAUGCUAACUUGCAAAUUACUAUUGAGUCUUUCAGCCAUUUACCUUCCAACAAAGGACGAGAUCCUCAGCUGAUGUAAAUCCAUGUAGCUCCAUUGACUUCAACUGAAAUAUACCAGUUUACAUGAGCUUAUUAUCCAGCCCUUCUCCUGGAAUUUUGGGAAGAGCAUCCCAAAUGGAAGGUAUUUCUAGGCAAAAAUAAACAGUGGAAAGAAGCAAGAGUUCUGUCUGAGAGGUAAUUCUAAAGAGAGUAAGGAUUGGAAACAAAAUAGACAUAAGCUUUCUUUGGAGAUGAUGUCCUUCAUAGAGAUGCUACAAUAAGAAUGAGAACAGUUUCUAUAUUUGUGUUUCCCUCUUACUAUUUUUUUAAAUGUAGCAGAAGGAGUGCAGUUUAUUGGUACAUAAUGUUCUAUUUAUGUUUGUUUAUUUAAUCUGUUUUGCUUUAUUGUUAAUAAAUUGCUUA